Haemorhous mexicanus (house finch) is the source of this 1028-nucleotide messenger RNA. RefSeq names its product corticotropin releasing hormone (gene CRH). Lineage: Eukaryota; Metazoa; Chordata; Aves; Passeriformes; Fringillidae. Gene Ontology annotation, biological process: negative regulation of glucagon secretion; negative regulation of epinephrine secretion; positive regulation of cortisol secretion. The record is from RefSeq and is a predicted model, not a curated record. Gene Ontology annotation, cellular component: extracellular region. Gene Ontology annotation, molecular function: corticotropin-releasing hormone activity. The coding region runs from base 13 to 546 and encodes 177 amino acids. The transcript has a single exon.
UGGGCCCCCAUCAUGAAGAUCCCGCUGCUGGUCUCCACAGGAAUCCUGCUGGUCGCCCUCCUGCCCUGCCAGGAGUGCAGAGCUCUCAGCAAGAGCCCGGCACCCGCCCCUGGGGCUCUGCACCAGCCAGAUUUCUUCCAGCAGCAGCAGCGACAGCAGCAGCAGCAGCAGCAAACUCUGCCCGUCCUGCUCCGCAUGGGAGAAGAGUAUUUCCUGCGCCUGGGCAACCUUCACAAGAGACCCGCUGGCUCUUUCUCCGCCUCCCCCAGCAGCACCAGCCACCUACAGCCCGAAGCCUCCGCCAGCAACUUUUUCCGGGCGGCGGUUCAACAGCUGCAGCAGCUGCCCGAGCGCUCGCCGGGGAACCGAGAGGACGGAGAAGCCGAGGGUGAGGCGGUGGAGAGGGAGAAGCGAUCCGAGGAGCCCCCUAUUUCUCUGGAUCUGACUUUCCACCUCCUGCGAGAAGUCUUGGAGAUGGCCCGAGCCGAGCAGUUAGCGCAGCAAGCUCACAGCAACAGGAAACUGAUGGAGAUAAUCGGGAAGUGAAACGGCCCCUCCCCGCCUUGCCAAAGAGAUUCCGCAGUUAGCACAAGAAUAAUUACACCGUCCGAUGUACCAUAGUGCUGCUCUGAUGUCAUCUCUUUAUUUUUAUAUAGCUUUAAACCUAGAAGGGCGUACUCCGAACAGCCUCUGUCCCUUGACUAGCAUGCACAACCGUGUACCAAGUGCAGAAACACGAGUGUCGUUUGUAACCUCCCUUACCUUUAUUUAUUUCUCCAUUUCCCAGUUAUUCUAGUGCCAUCGCUACGUAGGGAUGUGUGAGCAUUGGAAGAAAUGGUGCCAAGAAGACAGAAAACUUUUCUGUUGGGGGCAGGGAGGUGGGAGGGGGAAUCUCUGUAAGCUACUUUCAAUCCACUUUUUUUUCCUGUAAACAUUUUCACAAUAAAACAUCUUUUCAGCGCUCGGUCGAUUUGGUUGUGUAAGAGAAUGUUUAAUAUUUAUAUUUUUAAUAAAAGCUGCAAAGUAAA